AGCCCACCGCCCCGCAUUCCACUCCACCGCCCCGCAUUCCAUUCCAUUUCUCCCCUUCUCCUCCGCCCCAAAGCCCUAGCGGCCGGCGAGCGAGCCCCAGCCAGCCAUGGCUCGGAAGCGCCGCGCGCCCACGCCGCCGCCUCCGGAGGCAAAGCCCUCUGACCAGUCCAGCGGUGAGGAAGAGGAGGAGGAGGGGGAGUCUCCUGCGGCCAUGGCACCUCAGAAGCUCGGAGGCGCCCCCCACCAGGUGGAGGAGGAGGAAGGCGGCGGCUCGUCGGAGUCGGAGCCCAUGCGGAAGGUGGCGGCGAAGAAGGCCAGAUCCGAGGCGUCGGCAUAUAAGAAGAAGAGGGCGGCGUCGCCUGAGCCCGCGCCGUCGGGCAAGGCCAAGAAGGCCAAGGCAGAGAAGGCGGCGGCGCCUGAGCCCGCGCCAUCGGGCAAGGCCAAGAAGGCCAAGGCAGAGAAGACGGCGGCGCCUGAGCCCGCGCCGUCGGGCAAGGGCAAGAAGGCCAAGGCAGAGAAGGCGGCGGCGCCUGAGAGCACCCUCUCGGGCAUGUCCAAGAAGGCAGCCAAGGCUGAGGCGGGGAAGGCGGCAGCUGCUGACACGGAGACCGCUCCGUCGGGGAAGGCGAAGAAGUCCAAGUCCAAGGUGGAGCCGGGGAAUGCGGCACUGGAUCCCUCAUCGUCAAGCAAGCCUAGGAAGGCCGCAACACGCUGGGCGAGGGCUGACGAGAUCAAGAUUCUUGAGAUACUUGUGGCGCAUUUUAAGAAUCAUGGUACGCAGCUUAGUACUGAUGGGAUUAUUGGUGCUGCUGGUGAUAACCUUGACAGGAAGAACAUCAAGCAUAGGAACAUGUAUAAGAAGGUCGGGAGGCUCAAGCAGCGUUACGAGGCCACAGCCAAGAAAUUUGAAACGAGCGGCAACCUACCGUAUAAAGAGGAUGACUUGCGGAUGUAUCAGCUAUCGUCGGAAAUCUGGGGAAAGGAUGCAAAGGAAGCUGUUUCUGUUCUCGCAUCGCAGAACAAUGGCAUCCCGGCAAAGAGUAAGAAGGGGCAGGGGCAGGCCAAGAAAGAUAAGGUGGAUGGAGAUUCAAAGGAAGACACCACUGCUGUGAAUGAAAAAGGUGGUACUCUGGCAGAGAAUAAGAAGGGGAAAGCCACCAAGCAGAAAACAGGUGCCGAAGCAAAGAUCGGAUCAUCUAAGGAGGCUACCACUAAUAGUAAGGGAGGAGAAAAUCACACAGAGGGAGAAGCUAAUGAAACAAACAAACGGAGGAAGUUUAUUGAAUUGCAGAGUUUGUAUCCCAACCUUGCUUUCUUUGUGAAGGAAAUGGAGGUUCAGCAUCAAAGUGGGUCAUUCUUCAAGAGAUCAUUUGAGUUAAUUAGUGAUGAUAAGGCUUGCACCCUGGAAACCAAGAUCAAGAAUCAUAGGAAAGUGCAAGUGGAGACGCAGCUCCGUCGUGAUAACAUAAGGAAGGAAGUAUUCAAUGCUUUUUUGGGUUUGUUCUAAAACAUGGAGGUGCUAACAAGCUUUUUGUGUGGCAGACGGUUGGAUUGAAGAUUCAAGUCGCAGACGGUUUUUGGCUUCGGAGUUAAAGCGAUAUGACAAUUAGCAUACCAGUUGAAUUGAUAGUUUUAUGCGUAGCUGUGAGGAGGUAGUCGUUGACAAACUUGUCUUUAGAUGGUGUCUAAAGGGGCUUUAUAACUUUUGAUGUCGAUAUUGACCUGAAAUUCCAUAAUCGUGCUUAUUCUGCUGCCCAGUUAUAGAUUUGCAAUCGUUUUGUUUUAUUCUAAUGCUCAUAAUAGCAUCUUAUGCUCCAACACGAUAAAUGUAAAUACGUUUUGU
Messenger RNA from Oryza brachyantha (malo sina), 1843 nucleotides. Its product is annotated as nucleolar protein dao-5-like. The transcript is spliced from 2 exons. The record is from RefSeq and is a predicted model, not a curated record. Gene Ontology annotation, biological process: regulation of DNA-templated transcription. Bases 107 to 1507 code for a protein of 466 amino acids. Gene Ontology annotation, cellular component: nucleus. Lineage: Eukaryota; Viridiplantae; Streptophyta; Magnoliopsida; Poales; Poaceae.